AUGGCAGACAAUGGCAUUCUCUUUCGUCUGCUGUUAGUGUGCUUCAUGUUCACCUCUUACGUCACCACAAAAGGCGCAGACUACGCCUCAACUUACAUCAUCUGUAUGGACAAAUCCAUCAAGCCCAAUGAAUUCUCCACCCACGAGCACUGGUACAAAUCCUUACUCUCUUCUGUAAAAUCAGUAACUGCUGAUCAGAACACCCAGAGCGCGGAUUUCUACCAUUACACUUAUGAUACAGUCAUGCAAGGCUUCAGCGCCCUGUUAACACAAUCAGAGCUCGACAUGCUGGAGGAGAUGCCCGGGCAUGUAUUAUCGUUCCCCGAUCCAGAGGGAAACAUUCACACAACCCAUUCAACAGAAUUCCUCGGACUGGAUCCCAAUUCGGGUCUCCUCCCAAGAUCCCGAUUUGGGCAAGACGUUAUAAUUGCCAUACUCGACACAGGAAUCUGGCCAGAAAGCCCGAGCUUUGGCGACCAUGGAAUGGAACCCGUACCAGCUAGAUGGAAAGGAAAGUGUGUAAAAGGAACACACUUUGAUCCUUCUCUCUGCAACAAAAAACUCAUAGGAGCCCGCUUUUUCAAUAAAGCCAACCUGGCCAAAUACGGUACUGUCGAUUUCUCUAAAGACUACGAUUCUCCGAGGGAUUUUGCAGGUCAUGGAAGCCACACGUCGUCAACUGCAGGUGGAAACUACGUGGAAGGCGUGAACUCAUACGGUUAUGCUCAGGGCACAGCUCGAGGCGUGGCUCCGGCGGCACGAAUUGCGAUGUAUAAGGUUGUUUGGGCGAGUGCCUCGGAAAGAGCGAUCGGUUCAGACGUACUGGCCGGCAUGGAGAGCGCCAUUAAUGACGGCGCUGACGUUUUGUCGCUCUCUCUCGGGUUCGACUCUGUGACUCCUUAUUUCAAAGAUGUUAUAGCGCUGGGAGCUUUUGCGGCGGCGAAGAAGGGAGUUCUCGUGGUUUGCGCUGCGGGCAACGAUGGGCCUUCUCGAAAAACUAUGUACAACGCAGCGCCAUGGAUUUUCACAGUGGGAGCCAGCACAAUCGACCGGACUUUCAAAGCUUCGUUGAAGCUUGGCGACGGAACAGUUGUGAAUGGAUCCUCCUUUUACUACUCGGGCUCCGAUCCUCAAAAGGGAGCAACGAUUUCUUCUACUCCGUUGCGCUAUGAUGAGGGAGACCCCGCCUGUAAUAAGAAGCUCGAGGCCUUGAAAGUGAAUGGAAGCGUGCUCUUGUGUUUCAAUAACACGAGCCGCAAGAUCAUUGACGACGCCAUUGCUGCAGGAGCCGUGGCUUUGGUUCUGGUGGGCGUCGACACCAUCGGCGUAACGGCCUACCCAGAUGACACUUUUCCGGUUGCGGUCUUCCCACCUGGAGAUAAAGGAGCAGUAGAUGCAGUACUAAAGUACGCUUCUUUAUCAGAUCCUGUAGUUGGAAUACAGUUCGGAGUCACAGUACUGGGCUUCGAACCUGCGCCCUCUGUGGUCGAAUUUUCAUCGAGAGGGCCCAGUUUUCCGAGUCCUAAUGUCCUCAAGCCUGACGUCAUAGCCCCUGGGGUUAAUAUCCUAGCAGCUUGGCUUCCUGAUACCAGAGGCUUAAAUAAGUAUUAUAUUGUAUCGGGUACUUCUAUGUCAUGCCCACAUGUGGCCGGGAUCAGUGCUCUGGUGAAAGCGGUCCAUUCUGACUGGAGUCCCGCGGCAAUAAGGUCUGCCCUCAUGACCACUUCUUACGGGGUGGACAAUCUGAAUCACACAAUUGGUGAUCUGGGCCGCAAUGGUCGUCCUGCCACGCCUCUGGAUUUGGGAGCAGGGCAAGUGGAUGCACAGAGGGCUAUUGAUCCCGGGCUCGUCUAUGAUUUGAGCGUGGAGGACUAUGUCAAUUUCUUGUGCACCCUCAAUUACAGUGCACACCAGAUUCAGGCCAUGACUGGGAACGAAGUCUUAUGCUCCAGCGACCUUGACUUGGGUUCUGACGGGCUAAAUUACCCAUCUUUCACUGCCAUUUUUAGAAAGAAUUCAGCCUCAAAGUCGUCCACAACGUUCAAGAGAACAAUCACGAAUGUAGGAGAUUCAGUUUCAUAUUAUAAGGUGGUGGUCGAGGCUCCCCAAGGGCUCAAAAUAGAGGUGAAUCCCUCCAGUCUAACAUUUAUGGAGAAGUUUCAGAAGUUGAAUUUUAGUGUCACAGUGGAGGCGGAGAAGAAUACGCGUUUUGAGUAUGGGUAUCUGAGUUGGAUUGAUAACAACAGGCAUGUGGUGAAGAGCCCUGUGGUAGUCCUGUUUGAUUAA
This is a messenger RNA of Cryptomeria japonica (Japanese cedar), 2286 nucleotides long. Its product is annotated as subtilisin-like protease SBT1.7. Gene Ontology annotation, biological process: proteolysis. The record is from RefSeq and is a predicted model, not a curated record. The transcript has a single exon. NCBI's taxonomy places the organism in Eukaryota, Viridiplantae, Streptophyta, Pinopsida, Cupressales, Cupressaceae. The coding region runs from base 1 to 2286 and encodes 761 amino acids. Gene Ontology annotation, molecular function: serine-type endopeptidase activity.